This is a messenger RNA of Paramecium tetraurelia, 1101 nucleotides long. RefSeq lists its product as uncharacterized. Gene Ontology annotation, biological process: rRNA base methylation; maturation of LSU-rRNA. Gene Ontology annotation, molecular function: rRNA (cytosine-C5-)-methyltransferase activity. Lineage: Eukaryota; Ciliophora; Oligohymenophorea; Peniculida; Parameciidae. The record is from RefSeq and is a predicted model, not a curated record. Gene Ontology annotation, cellular component: nucleolus. The transcript has 5 exons.
AUGAAUUUAAGGCCAUUUAUUAAAACCCACAUAAAGACUAUUAUGACAAAUUUUGAUGUUCAGAGAGGGCCCUUUGAUUCCUUUCUAAGAGAAUACUACAAAAACAACAAGACUCUUGGGCCUUCUGAGCGCUCAAUAAUUUCCUAAACCGCAUUUGAUCUAAUUAGAAAUGAUGUUCUGCUCUCUCAUUUUACAAAAGAUGUGGAUAGAAAAUGUGAUCUCUUAUCCCAUAUACCUGAUUAUGAGAAGGACCAAAAUAUUCCACUGAAUAUUCGAUGUAGCUGUCCAGAGAUACUCUUCCAAUUAGUUUCUGACUAAUAUGGUUAAAAAAAGGCUUAUGAGUUCUUUACUGCAUUGAACACCAAAGCACCGUUGACGAUAAGAAUAAAUCCAAUUAAAACAACCAGAGAAAAGCUAAUGAUGGAAAUGCAGAACCUUUAUUUCAAAAAGACCUUGACUUCCCCCUAUGGAUUAUUAGUGAGCAAAGAGAAUAAUGUGAAUUUGAGUGAUACAGAUUAAUUUAAAGAAGGAUUGUUUGAAAUUCAAGAUGAGGCCUCUUAAAUCUGUGCUCUUAGAGUUCAAUGCAAACCUAAUGAUAAAGUACUCGAUUAUUGUGCUGGAUCUGGAGGUAAAACGUUGGCAUUUGCUCAUCAAAUGGAAGGUAAAGGAGUGAUUGAGAUUAAUGAUACCAGAAGUGAAGCACUUUCUAAAGCAAAAAUUAGAUUGAGAAGAGCAGGUAUUAUGAACUACAGUUUCUUUACGAAGAAGUUUAAAUAUGAUUGGAUUCUAUUAGAUGUCCCUUGUACUGGUUUAGGAACAUUGAGAAGAAAUCCUGACUCAAAAUAUAGAUUUUCUUAGGAAAGAUUAAAUGAUUUAAUAAAACUGUAAUAAGACAUAUUCGAUUAAGCAAUAAGAUACUUACGAUAAGAUGGAGUGAUUGUCUAUACAACUUGUAGUUUUUUGAAAGAUGAAAAUUAGAAUCAAGUGAAGCAUUUUUGCAAGAAAUAUAAUUUAAGUGUCGUGGAUAACGAUUACUUCUAGAGCUUACCUGAGAAAGGUGGGAUGGACAGCUUCUUUAGUAUUAGUUUGAGAAAAAAUUGA